GGUCACGUGGCUACGGCAGCGGCGAGUUGGUGGUAGUGAGUUGGUGGUGGUGAGUACGGACGAGUGAAGGAGCGAUGGUGAGAAGGAUGUACGGAGGAGUGGAGGGCGGUGGGACGCACUCCAAGGCUGUCAUCGUUGCAGAAGACGGAAAAGUUUUGGCAGAGACAGAUGGACCAUCCACAAAUCACUGGCUCGUCGGUGUGGAUCAGUGCUUGGAGGCCAUCAACACAAUGCUUACAGAGGCCAAGGUGAAAGCUGGGAUGGGGCCCAGUGACCGACUGCAUGCUGUGGGUCUGUCGCUGAGUGGUGGCGAGCAACCGGAAGCGAAAGAGAAGAUGUUGUUGGAAAUAAAGGCGAGGUUUCCGGCACUGAGUGAGAGCUUCAUCAUCAGCACGGACACCCAGGGGGCGAUCGCCACAGCCUCUGACAACGGAGGGGUGGUGCUGAUCUCUGGAACGGGCUCCAACUGCACGCUGCUCAACCCGGACGGCUCCUCCCAUAACUGCGGCGGCUGGGGUCACAUGAUGGGCGAUGAGGGCUCUGCGUACUGGAUCUCACAUCUGGCUAUCAAGUCUGUGUUUGAUGCCAUGGACGGGCUGGUCGAAAUGCCUCACGACAUCGAGUUCGUCAAGAAGGCAAUGUGCGAGUAUUUUGAAGUCGAAGGCCGCAUGGGCCUCCUCACCCACCUCUACCGAAGCUUCGACAAGUCCAAGUUCGCUGGGUUUUGCAAAAAGCUCUCCGAAGGAGCCCAGGAGGGAGACCCCUUGUGUCGGCACGUGUUCCACCAGGCAGGAAGAUUGCUGGCUCAGCACAUCAUUGCUGUUCUGCCCAAGGCAUCCGAGACUCUACUCACAGGUGACCUGGGUCUGCCUGUCGUGUGUGUGGGCUCCGUGUGGAAAAGCUGGGACUUGAUGAAGGAAGGUUUCCUGUCGGUCCUGGAGGAAGCGCAGUCCUCCGCUGUCGGCCGACGCCUCAGCCGCAUCUCACUGCUCACCCUGAUGCGAUCGUCAGCCGUGGGAGGUGCACGCCUGGGAGCCCAGCACGCUGGCACAAGCCUCCCUCUCGACUGCGCCACCAACACCAGUGUCUUUUUCACACACACUUUCCAAGGCAGCAGGACCAGCGACCAGUAACAGGCAAAGGGGGCGACUGUGCCCAAUCUUCCACUGUCCACCUCACUCAGCCACUCCCCCUUGAGGUUUAGUUAAAAGCAAUUGCACCAUUGAGACACUACUCAGACACAUUUAGGUGAUGUCUUGGGAUUUGGUCACAGGGCUGGGAAUCCAAGAGCAGAGUAUAGAGCAGCAUUAUUUUGUACAGUGUCACUUGCACCAAUAUCUUGCAGCGUCUUAAGGAUGUUUUGUAAAAUGAAGCACAAUUGAAACUUUAAUUGAAGAAAAUAAAAGCAAUUUUCAUAGCUUGUAA
Lethenteron reissneri (Far Eastern brook lamprey) is the source of this 1425-nucleotide messenger RNA. RefSeq names its product N-acetylglucosamine kinase (gene NAGK). Lineage: Eukaryota; Metazoa; Chordata; Hyperoartia; Petromyzontiformes; Petromyzontidae. Gene Ontology annotation, molecular function: N-acetylglucosamine kinase activity. The record is from RefSeq and is a predicted model, not a curated record.